Symbiodinium sp. CCMP2592 is the source of this 522-nucleotide messenger RNA. The record is from the annotation of a GenBank genome assembly. NCBI's taxonomy places the organism in Eukaryota, Dinophyceae, Suessiales, Symbiodiniaceae.
AUGCCCCCGGCGGUGAAGAUGGAAGUGAAGAUGGAACCGGAAGUGAAGACCGAAGUUGGCAGCCCAUCUCGACGAUGUCGUGUGAAGACCGAGCCUGCUGCGGUGGAGCAGUCAAAGCAGAAGAAGAAACAAGUUGGGAAGCCAUCUGCUUGGGAGGUUCGUGUGGCCAAGAUCAAGAAGCAGAUUCGCGAUGAAGUGCGCAAGGAGCUGAAAAAUAGCUACUCGCGCAGAUUGCGCAAAUUCAAAGUGCAGCAGCUAGCUCGGCAAGUGGCACUGGAGAAACGAAUGGAUACUUUGUCCAAUCGAGUCCAAAGCUUUCUGAGCAAGAUGGAGGAGGAGUACUUCUUCGGAGAGGAGUUUAGUGCUUCAUCUGACUCCGAGACCGCAUCCGAAGAACAGGAUCCAGAUUACGCCGAGUUCAUCGAUGGCAUUGCUGGACCGGAACAGGUCAAGGAGAACACCGCCCCCAUCCCAAACGACAGCUUGCCUCAUCCGCCUUUCGAGCAGCUUGACGACGCGUGA